AUGUUUACAAUUGCAAAAUUGUCGACAGCACAGUUUAUUGCACCAUAUGGAGCAUUUGGUACAUUUCCAAUGCCUGCCUUAUCGAAUCCAUAUUUGGGCGCAGUUGGUGGUCUUGGCAUGAUAUUAGGUAAUGAUCCAAUGGUAAUGUCUGGUAUGGGUAUAAAUUUGUUCGGUAAUCCAUAUUUGACGAAUCCUUAUGGACCGUUUGCUUUCACGAAUAAUGGUAACUCAUUCACCGGUUACGGUGUCCAUAAAUAUGGAUUACCCAUGUUUUCAAGAAAACGAUUUAUUCCAGGUUUUGGAUGUUUGAAUCGAUCUGGCUGUGGCAUUGGUUUUCAUAAGAAGGAAUAA
Acanthocheilonema viteae is the source of this 351-nucleotide messenger RNA. NCBI's taxonomy places the organism in Eukaryota, Metazoa, Nematoda, Chromadorea, Rhabditida, Onchocercidae. The record is from the annotation of a GenBank genome assembly.